Molecule: messenger RNA, 1437 nt
Organism: Verticillium alfalfae VaMs.102
Lineage: Eukaryota; Fungi; Ascomycota; Sordariomycetes; Glomerellales; Plectosphaerellaceae
Product: proline iminopeptidase
Exons: 2
Coding region: 1-1437 (478 amino acids)
Biological process (GO): proteolysis
Molecular function (GO): peptidase activity
Source: RefSeq, a predicted model, not a curated record
AUGGCAGGGAAAAUCAUCAAUGCUGCGAAGCUGCUGAGCAGAAGAUCCCACAUCCUGCCAGACCAACUCCAAGUCUCCGAGCUCUUCUUCGAAGUGCCUGCCGAUUACUCGAACCCUCCCGCCGGCACUCUCAAGCUCUUUGGCCGUAGUGUGACCAAACGUGAGCGUCCAAUCGUGCCGCUCUCGUCAGCCGAUGCCAUCAAGGCUGACCAGAAGCCAUGGCUCGUCUAUCUCGAAGGUGGUCCUGGCUUCGGCAACCGCGAACCCCAGGACAUGCCCCUGACCCGCCUUGCCUUGACCCGCGGGUAUCAAGUCCUGUUCCUCGACUACCGCGGCGUCGGCUCCAGCACCCCCAUAUCCGCCGCCUCCGUCAAGCAGAGGGCCGGUACUGAUGCUGUCUCCCAGGCUGCCUACCUGCGUCUCUUUCGCCAGGAUAACAUCGUGAACGACUGUGAGGCCGUCCGCGCCUGCCUCACGGAAGGCUACCCUGCCGAGAAACGGCCCUGGUCCAUCUUCGGCCAGUCCUUCGGCGGCUUCGUCGCCCUAACCUAUCUCUCCCGCUUCCCCCAGGGCCUCCGCGAGGUCUUCCUGACCGGUGGCCUCGCCCCCCUUGACAAGACCCCUGACCAAGUGUAUGAGGCCACCUUUGAGCGCGUCACGAGCCGCAACGAGGUCUACUACAAGAAGUACCCCGAGGACAUCCGCGCCGUCCGCGAGAUCGCCCGCCACAUCGCUUCACACGAGGGCGCCUCCGUACCGCUCCCCGCCGGCGGCACCCUCACCAUUCCCCGCCUCCUGACUCUCGGUCUCGGCUUCGGCGCCCACGGCGGCCUCGACUCGGUCCACGCCCUGAUCCUCAAGCUGGCGACCGACCUCGACCAGUUUGGCCACCUCACCCGCGCCGCCCUCGCCGCCGUCGAAUCAUACAAUCCCCUUGACGCGAAUCCCAUCUACGCCAUCCUCCACGAGGCCAUCUACUGCUACGAGCCCGGCGUUGCCUCCAACUGGGCCGCCCACCGCGUCGGCAGCCGCCUGGCCCCCUACGCUUGGCUCGACAACACGAAACCCUUCGUGCUCGACGAGUCCGACGACGACAGAGAGCCCCUCUACUUCUCCGGUGAAAUGAUCUUCCCCUUCCAUCUCGACACCCAUCCCGAGUUGCGUCUGCUCAAACCCGCCGCCGACCUCCUGGCCGCUCACGCUGAGUGGCCCGCGCUGUAUGACCUCGACCAGUUGCGCCGCAAUGACGUCCCCGUCUACGCUGCCAGCUAUGUCGACGACAUGUACGUCGACUCGCGGAUCGCGCGCGAGACGGCUGCCGCCGUUCGCGGGUGCAAGGUCUUCGAGACGAACACCAUGUACCACAACGCAUUACGGGCCAAGACGGGCGAGGUCCUCGGUGAGCUGUUCAAGUUGCGGGACAACACGAUCGAUUAA